Molecule: messenger RNA, 8911 nt
Organism: Haliaeetus leucocephalus (bald eagle)
Lineage: Eukaryota; Metazoa; Chordata; Aves; Accipitriformes; Accipitridae
Gene: NUMA1
Product: nuclear mitotic apparatus protein 1
Exons: 26
Coding region: 1716-8285 (2189 amino acids)
Biological process (GO): establishment of mitotic spindle orientation
Cellular component (GO): centrosome; spindle microtubule; spindle pole
Molecular function (GO): microtubule binding
Source: RefSeq, a predicted model, not a curated record
CGGGACCCCCUGCCCCGGGAUAGCUGGGGGGGCCGCGGGCGCGUCCCUCUGGCAGGUUGGCGCUUCGGGAGCUCUGGAGGCGCAGGCUUGCGUAACGCCGUGUUUUGACCGGAGCGGGCGCUGGGGGAAGGAGGCGAAGGACAAUGCCGCUGUGGCCGGCACCGCUGCCAGGGCUUGUGUCCCCCCCCCUUUCCCCACCGGCCCCGUACCCACUGACCCCCCCCUGCAGCUCCGCUCCCCGGAUAUGUGGUUGGAAAGCGUUCAUGGCUGCUGCCGUGCUUUGUGCCGACACACCGGGCUCCCCAACCGCUUCCCGUCUGCCAUCGCACGGAUCCAGGCGUAGCGUGAGCGGCGUGUCCCCACGGAGGGUUGUGUUGUUGUCUCUGGCGAGCACGGCUCAGGGAAGGCGACGUUGCCGGCGAUGAGCCAGGCUGUGAGCAGGGCAGGAGCUGGGCACUGGCACUUCUGCAGACAGGCUCCGGUAAAAUCCAGCUCGGUCCUGGUGGGGUGUGCUCAGUGGGAUGUGGCCCUCCGUGGUAGAAGACUAUGUUCAGUGCUGGCACGCAUGUUUUGCCCGGAGGCUUCAGGUGGAUUUCUGGGGAAAGAUCCUGGCCCAGGCACGCUGCACCCCCGGCCGUGGGGCUGGGGGGGUGGUGGGUGCCGAGAGGCUGUGUGCUGCAGCUGUGGGGCAGAGGAGUGGGAUUUUAGCCAAAUUGGAGGGAGGACCCGUCCCGCCAAGGAACCUGCAUUUCCCAGCUGAGCUCACGGAGGCAGUGGGAGCUCCGUGUCCCCCCAAAGCCAUUGCGGCCAGUGGCUGUGGUGUGCUGGGCGCUCCCGGGAGUGGCUGCGGAUUCGGGGCCCCCCCACCUCCCCACCCCGGCAGGUGGUUCUCCUUAGCACCGUCGGCAGCAGGCAGGGAAGCUGGCAGCGUUCCGACGGCUUGGCUGCUGCCUCGCCGGGCUUGUUUGGGGCCAAGUGACCUUUGCAGGUUCCUUCCAGCCCCUGCGGCGGUGCCCGGCCGGGGGCAGAGCGGGCAGCCUGCCUGCCCCCGAGGGUCCCAGCAGCUGGGGGUCAUGGCAGCUGGGGAGGUGGGUGACCAGGGAGUCCCGGUUCCCACCCUGCCAGUGUUUUGGGGGCUGGUGGCCACACAGCUGGGAGGAAGCCAGAGCUGCUGUGGGCAGUACCACGGUGGGAGCUCAGCCCCUUGCCGGGCAGGCAGGGCUGGCUCUGGCCACCCAGCAGCCUGGGUUCCCUCCUUUUUCUUUCUCUUUUUAAAUUUCCUUCCACCAUGAGGUCCGCGGGAGAUCCCUCCCCCUGUCAAGUCCUGGCAGCCUGCUGUAUUCUCCAUGGCUCCCACCACGCUCUCAGCCAGAGCCGGUUGACCUGCCCGGUUUGAGUGCUUGUUUGCUACUGCUCCCCAGUCCUCCUCUGCUCCCCAAGGGCCAUGCCGUGAUCCGUAGCUGCUUCAUCCUGCUGGGGCUGGCUGCCUCUUGGCACAGUGCUGGGGGAUUUUUUCCUGCUCUUGCCCAUCCCGCAGGACCACUGUGGCUCUUGGCAUGGCAUCCUUACACAUGCCAGAUUUUUGUGCUUUGAACCACGCUGCCUUUCUCUCUGAAGUUGGUGCUCAUGUUUUCUAGAGGGAGGUGAAUUUUCCUGGCAUGCCGGGGCUUCCCGGCAGUGAUACCGGUUCUCAGCCGUGACUGGCGGCAGGGGGAAUGCCAUCCCUGGGUGGGCAGCAAGUGCCAACGAGCUGCCAGCCCCUGUGCCAGGAGCCCGCUGGAUGCCCAGGUCAGGCUCCCUGCCUCCAGCCUGCCACAGGUAGAGGAGCCCGGUGGUUCGGCACAGCCAUGGAGAAGGCCUCGGCCACGUGUGGUGCCCCACGGUCCGGGCAGUCACCUGGCAGCCUCGCAAAGAUGCCUCUUCACAGCGCGAGAGCUGCGGCUCUCCUCACUUGGGUGAACAGCACAAAAGUUUGUCCUGAUCCCCUCGAUGAUCUGUCACAGCUCCAGGACUGCAGCAUCUUCAUCAGGAUCAUCAACAAAAUCCACAGGAGCGAGGAGGGGGAGUCUGUGCUGGAGCAGCCGCUGCCGGAGAGGAUCUCCUUCAUCCGUGGCUUCCUGCAGAAGCACUGCAAGCACAAAUCGGCCACGGAGAACCUGGUCUCGGCACAGAAACUGCUGGAGGGAGAGGAACUGGCAUUGGCCAAGGUGGCCGUGCUGCUCCUGUAUCACACCUCCAUGAGCUGCAAGAGCCCCAGGGAGUGGUAUGAGUUUGACUACAAGACUCAGGUUGAGCUGGCAUCGAUCCUCAAAUUUGUGCUGGACAAUGAGGAGAGCCUGAAUGAGAAUCUGGAGACGUUUCUGCAGAGGAAAGCACCGCCAUCCUCGUCCAGCGCAUCCAGCAGCAGCUCUGAGGAGCACUCCCCGCUGCUCUCCCUCCCGCACAAGCGAGAGGUGCGUUUCCUGGAACUGCAGAAGAUUGCCUCCUCCUCCUCUUCCUCCUCGUCCUCCUCCUCCGGCACCAACAACACGCUCUCUGGCUCUCCAUCCUCGCCCAUGGGGGAUGUCAUGCAGACCCCCCAGUUUCAGCUGCGACGGCUGAAGAAGCAGCUGGCUGUUGAGAGAGAGAACCGGGAUGAGCUGGAGGUGGAGCUGGCAGAGAAUCGCAAGCUCAUCACAGAGAAGGAGGCUCAGAUCACAAUGAUGCAGCAGCGGAUUGAUCGCUUGGCUCUGCUCAACGAGAAGCAAGCUGCAGACCAGCUGGAGCCCAAGGAAAUGGAGGAGCUGAGGGAGAAGAAUGAGAGCCUGAUGGUGCGCUUGCACGAGGCCCUCAAGCAGUGCCAGGACCUCAAGACUGAAAAAGGACAGAUGGACCGAAAAAUCAACCAGCUCUCCGAGGAGAACGGGGAUCUUUCCUUCAAGCUGCGGGAGAUUGCCAGCCACUUGGUCCAGCUGCAGGAAGCCCUGAACGAGCUCUCGGAGGAGCACAACGCAGCCCUGGCGCAGUCGCAGGAAAAGCAGGGACAGCUGGAGAGCGAGCUGCGUGCUGCCCUGCAGGAGAAGAAAUGCUCGGAAGAGAAGAUCGAGAUUCUCCAGGGGAAGAUUUCUCUGCUGGAGGACCAGCUGGCCAAGCUGGGGGACUGCAGUGCCCAGGAGAAGGGAGAGGUCAUGGGGGACAUCCUAAAGCUGGAAGAGCUGAAGCAGGAGGUAUCCAGCCUUGCCGCUAAAGGGGCCGAGCUCCAGGCCACCGUCCUGCGGCUGGAGGAGGAGAAGCAGCUGCGGGAGGCAGCCCUGCAGUCCGAACGCGGCCGCUUUGAAGAGGAGAAGCAACAGCUGGGCAGCCUCGUCGCUGGCCUCCAGAACUCUCUCUCUGAGAGCCACCGGGCCAGGGAGAGGCUGGAGCAGGAUCUGCGGGCACGAGAGGCUGGCGAGCCCCAGGGCACCCCGCUGCAGGGCCAGGGGGCCGAGGCAGAGGCAAGGAGUGAGGGGGAGGCCGGGCGGCUGGCUGCCCUCAGUGCCCAGCACGAGAAGACCCUGCAGGAGAGGGACUCUGCCCUGCAGCAGCUCCAGCACCUGCAGGAGGCCAACGCGUCCCUGAGCAGCCAGCUGCAGGCCAUGGCGCAGGCUCAGGAUGCCAGCCAGGAAGAGAAGGCUGAGCUGAGCCGCAAGGUCGGUGAGCUGGAAGCCAGGAUCCUCGAGCUCGGCGCCCAGCGGCAGCAGGGAGCAGCGGAGGGGCUGAAAGCCCAGCUGCGGGAGCUGGAGGGCAGGCUGAAGGAGAGCCAGCAGAGGCUGGCCGAGAGGGAGAGGCUGGCCCGGGAGAACACGCGCCUGCAGGAGCGGCUGCUCUUCUUGGAGGAAUCCCUGCGGAACACCGAGGGCAUCCUGGAGGACGAGAAGAGGCGGGCGGCCGAGAGCCUGGAGGGCAGCCUGGCCAGGAUCGCCGAGCUGGAGGCGGAGAGGCAGCAGCUGGCACAGGGCCGGGAACCAUCUCUGCAGGAGCGGGGCGAGGAGCCUACCAAGCGCCGGGUGCUGGAGGAGAGCCGGGAGAAGCCAACGGGAGCCUCGCCUGCUGCCAAAGCGGAAGAUGGAGAGCGCGGGCGGCUGGAGGAGGAGAUGCGGGCGCUGAGCCGGGAGCACGGCCGGACCUGCCAGCGGCUGCAGGCUGAGCAGGAGAAGGCAGCCGCUCUGGAGGCCCGGGCAGAGCGCCUGGCUGCCGAGCACCAGGAGAGGCUGGCUGUCCUCCAGGCCGACCUGUCCAGUGCCCGGGCGCGGGCGAAGGAGAAGGAGGGCGAGGAGCAGAAGCUGAGGGCCGAGGUCUCCUCCCUGCGGGAGAAGAUAGCCGUCACGGAGCAAGCCACAGCCCAGCGUGUGGCCGGGCUGGAGGCAGAUGCCCGGAGAGCUGCCGAGGCGCUGGAGGGGGUCUCCCAGCAGCUCUCCCAGGAGAAGCUCAAAUCCAAGGAGCUGGAAGCUGCCGUGGAGCGGCUGCGGAGCACGGAGGCAGAGCUGUCCCGGGUGGCUGCUGCCGGCAGGCAGCGGGAGCUGGAGCUGGAGGCGGAGGUGAAGAAACUGUCUGGAGAGUUGACCGUGCUGGGCACCAGGCUGGAGGAGAUGCUGCGGGAGCACCGUCGGGACCUGGCGCACCGGGAGGAGGAAGCCGAAUGCCUGCGGCAGGAGGUGGAACGGGCCAAGGCGGACUGCGCUGCUGAGCGAGCCCGCAAAGCAGAGCUGGAGGUGCAGCUGCAAAACUCCCUCAACGAGCAGAGGGUGGAGCGGUCGGUGCACCGGGAGGAGCUGGCCCGGUCCCGGGAGCUGAUGGAAGAGAAGGAGGGGGAGCUGGAUGAGCUCCGCCGGAAAAACGUCUUGCGGGGCGAGGAGUUGAGGGACCUGCAGAAGACGGUCAGCAAGCUGAAAGGAGAGCUCGCCUCGGCAGAGGCGGCCAAGGAGCGGGCGCCCAUGGCGGACAACGAGCUGCAGGGCUUCUCGGAGGCCACCCGGAGCAGGGAUGCGGAGGGGGACAGCGUCAAGGCCACCUGCUCAAAGGAGAUGUCCCUCAAAAGCUUGGAAGAGAAGACCCGUCACAGGGACCAGGAAUCCGGCUCGAGCCAAGACCUUUACCAGGAGAAGCUGAAGGAGACCCAGGCACUUCGUUUGCAAGUGGAGGAGCUGGAGCAGAAGUGCAGGGAGCAGCAGGAGGCUAUGGCCACCCUGGAGCGAGCGGCGGCCGAGGCGGCGAUAGCGGAGCAAGCGGAGCUGGAGGCCUUGAGGAGGGAAGCGGCCCAGCAGAAGGAGAAGGCGUCGGAGCUGCAAAAGUUGCUGGAGGCCUCGAGGUCGGCGCAGGCUCUGCACAACAGCACCGUGGAGGCCCUGCGGAAGGAGCUGCAGGAGAAGGGCAGGGAGCUGAUCCAGAGCAAAACUGCCAUCACCGCUGCCGAGAAGGAGCUGGCGUCCCUCCGCUCCGCGGCGCAGGAGAAGGGCCGGUCGGAGGAGAGCUGGAAGGAGCAAGUGUCCCAGUGCGUCCAGGAGAUGGAGAGGAAGAACAGCCUGAUCGGCAGCCUGGAGCACGAGGUCUCCAUCCUCCAUCGGCAGGUGACGGAGAAGGAGGGGGAGAGCAAAGAGCUGAAGCGCCUGAUCGUCGCCGAGUCGGAGAAGAGCAAGAAGCUGGAGGAGAGGCUGCGGGUGCUGCAGACGGAGAUGGCCACCGCCGCCUCCCGGGCGGCCGAGAGGUGCUCGCUCAUGAAGGUGGAGGUGCAGCGGUGCCAGGAGGAGAUGGAGAAGCAGCGGUUGGCCAUCGAGGCCCUGAAGAGGGACCGCCAUUGCCAGAGCGAGCGGGAGGACGAGCUGCGUCAGGAGGUGAAGGUCUGCCAAGACAAGUGCCUCCAGAAGGAGCAGCUCCUCGCCGCCUUGCAGCAGGAGCUCGGCAGUGCCCAGGCGCUCGCCGGGGAGCUGCCGGCGCUGAAACACCUUUGCCAGCAGCUUCAGGCCGAGCGUGCCUCCCUGGAGAGCCAGCACCGCCAGGACCUGGAGCAGAGGGCGAAAGCCCUGGCCGCUUUGCAAGCAGAGCUGGCGCGCGCCAAGCUGGAAGCGGCCGAGGUGCCCUCCCUGCGGGAGCGGUCGGCAGAGCAGGAUCGGGCCAUCCAGCGGCUGCAGGCGGAGACGGCGGAGCAGGCGGCGCGGCUGGCGGGGCUGCAGCAGGCCAACGCUCGGCUGGCCGAGGAGAACCGUGGGCUCGGCGAGAGCCGGAGCCGCGGGCAGCAGCGGCUCGAGGCAGAGCUCGGCCAGGCCGUGGAGCGGCACGCGCGGGAGCUGGAGCGGCUGCGGUCGGCGUCGGAGGAGCUGGUGGCCGGCAGUCGGCGGGAGGCGGAGGAGGCGGUGCGGAAGCUGGAGGCGAUGAGUAACGAGUACGAGAGCAGCAAGGCAGCGGCGCUGGAAGAGAGGAGGAAGCUGCUGGAGGAGAGGCAGAGGCUGACGGCUCAGGUGGAGCAGCUAGAAGUGUUUCGGAAAGAACAAGCUAAGCAGGUGGAGGAGCUGAAUAAAAAGCUGACCCAGCAUGAGAAGACCACCCGAACCCAGCAGCAGAGAGUUAAGGUGCUGGAAGGGGAGCUGCAGGCAGAGACCACCCGUCAGCAGGAGAAGGUGGCAGAGCUGCAGGCGCAGCUCGCCCAGAAGGAGCAGGCAGCCGAGCACUACAAGGGCCAGAUGGAGAAGGCAAAAACUUACUAUGACGCAAAGAAGCAGCAGAACCAGGACCUGACGGAGAAGCUGAAGGCCAUGGAGCAGCUGCAGAAGGAGAACACGGAGCUCCGGAACGAAUCGGAGAGGUUGGCCAAGGAGCUGCAGCAGAGCAUCCUGCAGGCCAAGGAGUCGGAGCUGAGCUGCAGGAACCUCACCAGCCAGGUCCGCAGCCUGGAGGCUCAGGUGGAGUUUGCCGAUCGGCAGCUACGGGAGCUCGGCAAGUUCCAGGUGGCAACGGACACGCUGAAGGGCCGGGAGACUUUCCGCCAGAACCCUGCCGAUCUCAGCGCCGACAGCCUCGACCUCAGCCUCGACGAAGCGCAGCCGCUCAACUCCACCAGGAAGCCUGGCCGCUCGCAGUCGGAGGCCUCGGCAGUGCCGCCAGGCAGCGAAGAGUCGCCGGUGUCCCGGCGGCUGCCGCGCAAGGUGGAGUCCCUGGAGAGCCUCUACUUCACCCCCAUCCCCAGCCGCACGCAGUCCCAGCUGGAGAGCAGCGCCGGCUCCCUGGGCGACCUCUCGCUUGACUCUGGGUGCAAGACCCGCUCGGCCCGGCGCCGCACCACCAUCAACAUCACCAUGACGAAAAAACAGGCCAAGACCGAGGAACCGGACAGUGCCAACGUCUCCUUCUGCAGCAUCCCAGCGGCACGGCCCCCGAACGCCACCCCCGGCAAAGGCCGGCUGCGCUCAGCCACCUCCACCCGCUCCCUCGCCAGCUUCCCCUCCCAGGACUCCCUUGUCAAGCUGGAAACCUCCUCCCCGCAGGAGACCCCCGGCAAUUCGGCGCUGCUGGGCCUCCCCGGCUACCGGCCGGUCACUCGCAGCUCCCUGAGACGCUUGCAGGGGGGGAGCAGCUCCAGCCUCGCCCUCCCUGCUUUGGGUUUAGGCCGGAGCAGCAUCUACCUGGGCACAUGCCAGGAUGAGCCGGAGCAGCUGGACGACUGGAACCGCAUUGCGGAGCUACAGCAGCGUAACCGAGCCUGCCCGCCUCACCUGAAGACCUGCUACCCCCUGGAGAGCAGGCCCUCAGACUCCCUGGGGACCAUCACGGACGAGGAGAUGAAGACAGGUGACCCGAAGGAGACGCUGCGGCGUGCCAGCAUGCAGCCCUCGCAGAUCGCCGCCGGCACGGCCGCCCGGCGCAACACCCUGGGCACAGUCUGGGCCGGCGGCAUCACCACCCGGCAGCAAAGGAAGCGCCUCUCGGAUGAGUCCCACCAGGGCCCCGACACCCCUGAGUCCAAGAAGCCGACCAGCUGCUUCCCGCGUCCGCAGACCCCCCGGGACCGCAGUGAGCGGCGCAGCUCCCAGGUCAGCCGGAGGAGCGAGCAGCAAGCCCCCAGCAAGCAGGCUGAGAGACGCCAGUCGAUGGCGUUCAGCAUCCUCAAUACCCCGAAGAAGCUGGGGAACAGCCUGCUACGCCGGGCAGCCGGCCGGAAAACCACCACCAAGAACUCGCCCCGCGGCAGUGCCCGCCGCUCGCCCCGCAUCGCCACCGCCAAGUCCCCCAAGGGCAAGGCCAGUCGCCGAUCGCUCAAGGACACGAAAUUCUGAGGUUCCCCCGUCCCCUGCUCUGCCCCCUCACCUCUCCCUAGCCCCCCCCCCAGUGCUGCAGGCACGUCCCCAGGGCCCAGCAGCACUGGGGGGGAAUAGAUGGGGCCACCUUCCCCUUGUGACACUGCCCUGCACGUCCCACCGAUGCCCCUGGGGCUCCCCCGAGUGUGGCAGGGCCCCAGCACCCUUCCUGCUGUACCCAGCAUCGCCCUGCUCCUGCACCCGUCUAGGACCUAGCCCAGGGCAGGGGGGAUGUGCAGGGGACGAGGCCAGGAGGGGGUUGUUCCCCUGGGGGCUGCCUGUGGGCUGGAAACACCCGUGGGUGCAGGCAGUGGAGUGCAGAGUGUGACCCCGAUAUUUGUGCACAGCACCAGCCCUUGCUGUAUGGUUGUGCCAGGCUGGGGCUGAGCCCUCCUCAGGGGGGAUCCUGCAGCCCCAGGGACCGGGACAGAGGCGGGAUGGAGCAUCCCCAGGGCCACCACACUCCUCCCUGUGUUUGGGAGCCCCUGCGGAUGGGGGGGCCAAGCCCCAGCAGGGCAGGGACUGACACCCACCCUACCUGCAGUCGCAGCCCCAGGCAGGAUCCCAGCUCCCCCCUGCCUGUUCCUGCCCUCAGCAGGGGUGGG